This is a messenger RNA of Candoia aspera, 696 nucleotides long. RefSeq names its product zinc finger protein 232-like. NCBI's taxonomy places the organism in Eukaryota, Metazoa, Chordata, Lepidosauria, Squamata, Candoiidae. Bases 115 to 552 code for a protein of 145 amino acids. The record is from RefSeq and is a predicted model, not a curated record. The transcript has a single exon.
AACGACAUUUACCAAAGACUUUGCUGACUUGCCCCAAUUUGGUAUCUGCAGUAGCUUUGCUGAUUUUUUGCAGAAUCAGGGACAAGUGAUCCUCUGGUUGUGUUGGUGGCUAAUAUGGAGUGUGGAUCACCGAUGGAAGAGGGAGACUUAGCUGACUCGGAAGGAGGAAAAUCUCCUUAUACCAUCCAGGCUGGGAGCAGUAAGGAAUUCUUGGAAAGAACGGUGCCAAAGAUUCCGGCUGGGAAUGUCCCUAGCUUGGAAGCUCACUGUGGACACUUCAGACAGUUGUCCUACCGGGAGGACGCGGGUCCCCGAGAGGUUGGCAGCCAGCUCUACCAUCUCUGCUGCCAGUGGCUGAAGCUGGAGCAGCACAGCAAAAAUCAGAUUGGACCUGGUGGUCUUGGAACAGUUCCUGACUGUCCUGCCCCCAGAGAUGGAGAGCUGGGUAAGGGAGUGCGGAGCAGAGACCAGUUCCCAGGCAGUGGCCCUGGCCGAAGGGUUCCUCCUGAGCCAGAUGGAGGCGGCGGGGCAGGUGAGAACCCUUCAUCCUGAUAGGCUCCAAGAGGUACCCAUCUUUUUCUGCCAAUCACCCAGCAUGGUGCCCCUUCUUCCCAGCUCUUCAUUUCCUUCUUCUGGCCCCACCAAUGUUGUGAUGCUUUUUGCAUGUCCAGGAUGCUGAUUUCGUUUUUAGGUGCA